UUUUCCAGUUUGGAUAAGAAGGCCGUCUUUAAAGUUGAUGGAGGUUACUCUCCAUGGGGUACAUGGAGUAAGUGUAGCAGGUCAUGUGGAUUUGGUAAUCAGUUGCGCUCUCGAACAUGUACCAAUCCCGCGCCAAAAUAUGGAGGACGAACAUGCUAUCAACAGCGGAGACUGGGACGAGCUACAGAAUGGAGAAGGUGCAACACAAAUGUUAAUUGUCCAGUUGAUGGAGGUUACUCUUCAUGGGGUACAUGGAGUACGUGUAGCAGGUCAUGUGGAAUAGGAAUCCAGUUGCGUUCUCGAACAUGUACCAAUCCCGCGCCAAAAUAUGGAGGACGAACAUGUUAUCGACUGGGACGAGUUACAGAAUGGAGGAGGUGCAACGCAAUUUUUAAUUGUCCGGUUGAUGGAGGUUACUCUUCAUGGGGUACAUGGAGUAUGUGUAGCAAGUCAUGUGGAUUUGGAUAUCAGUUGCGCUCUCGAACAUGUACCAAUCCCGCGCCAAAAUAUGGAGGACAAACAUGUUAUCGACUGGGACGAGCUACAGAAUGGAGGAGGUGCAACGCAAUUUUUAAUUGUCCAGUUGAUGGAGGUUACUCUUCAUGGGGUACAUGGAGUAUGUGUAGCAGGUCAUGUGGGGGAGGAUAUCAGUCGCGCUCUCGUACAUGUACCAAUCCUGCGCCAAAAUAUGGAGGACGAACAUGCUAUCAACAGCGGAGACUGGGACGAGCUACAGAAUGGAGAAGGUGCAACACAAAUGUUAACUGUCCAGUAGAAGGAGGUUACUCUUCAUGGGGUACAUGGAGUAUGUGUAGUAGGUCAUGUGGAAUAGGAUAUCAGUUGCGCUCUCGAACAUGUACCAAUCCCGCGCCAAAAUAUGGAGGACGAACAUGCUAUCAACAGCGGAGACUGGGACAAGCUAGAGAAAGCAGGAGGUGCAACACAAAUGUUAAUUGUCCAGCUUGAGAGAACGAUCGCCCAGAUGGUUUCUGCUACAAGUGGGUGUCCCUAUGCUCAAGCAAU
Molecule: messenger RNA, 1023 nt
Organism: Pocillopora verrucosa
Lineage: Eukaryota; Metazoa; Cnidaria; Anthozoa; Scleractinia; Pocilloporidae
Source: RefSeq, a predicted model, not a curated record